Molecule: messenger RNA, 3759 nt
Organism: Achroia grisella
Lineage: Eukaryota; Metazoa; Arthropoda; Insecta; Lepidoptera; Pyralidae
Gene: dgo
Product: protein phosphatase 1 regulatory subunit 12B
Exons: 6
Coding region: 434-3574 (1046 amino acids)
Molecular function (GO): protein binding
Source: RefSeq, a predicted model, not a curated record
UCUUGGAUUUCAUGAUAACAGUGGGCUGGUUUUGAGCUGUAAGUGCGAGCGGGAUAGAAAGAGGUGUACGCAAAGCUGCGCGCGCGCAAUAGCCUGUGGCGCCGCGCUGCGUCAGUUGACGGCAAACUCUCGAGCGCACUUGUUGUGUUAAUUUUUUUGGAGUUAUUGUUUUCCUAUUAGAAAAUUGUGGUGUUUAUCUGUGAGUUUGAAUAUUAGUGCGCAAAUGAAAAGUGACAUACUGUACUAGUAGUGUAAGUGUUAUCACUGUGUUUUUGUGAAUAGUGUUCUGGUGAAAAAUGUGCGAAGUUUUUUUCGUCACUGAUGGAUGAAGUGCAUUGUUUAAAGCCUGUCGGAUGUAUCCAAGUGUUUUGUGCCGUUUUUGUUUGCUGUGACCAAUAUCAUUGGAUUUAUUCAAGUGAUGGUGUGAGUUCGCAUGGGUCUGGCCGCAGCGCUGCUGGACGCGGCGGCGUGCGGAGACGCGGCCCGGCUUGCCAGCUUGCUGCUCGCGGACGCGCGACAACUCAACGUCGCUGACGAGAAUGGAUGCAGUGCGCUCCAGCGGGCGUCUGCCGAUGGCCACGUGGAAGUGGUACACCUCCUGCUGCAGCACGGCGCCGAUCCCAAUAAGCAGGACCUGGUUCACGGCAACACUGCGGCACACGAAGCCGCGUGGAAGGGCUACUCGAGAUGCGUGGCGCUACUGGCCGGUGGGGGCGCGGACCUACGCGCGCGUAACGCGGGAGGCUUCACUGCCCUACACCUCGCUUGCCAAAAUGGGCAUAACCAGUCCUGCCGAGAAAUUCUCCUCGCGGGGGCGCCGCCCGAUGAUCAGAAUAAUUAUGGCGACACUGCACUCCAUACGGCCGCUCGGUACGGCCACGCCGGAGUUACACGCAUCCUCAUCUCCGCACAAUGUAGAGUAUCAGAGCAAAACAAGAACGGGGACACAGCACUUCACAUUGCAGCAGCCAUGGGCAGGAGAAAACUAACCAGAAUUCUUUUAGAAGCCGGCUGCGAUAAAUCCCUUAGAAAUCAUCAAGGAGAAACAGCAAGAGAUAUCGCGACCAGAAAAGAUCUUCAGGAAAUCAUCAGUAUACUUAAUACGCCUGUAGCAAAGCAGACGAAAAAGAAAGAAAAACAAAGGGAUAAAAGCAAAGAGAGAACUAUAGACGAACCUGAUGAUGGAAAGAAGAAAAAUAAGGACAAGAAAAAGAAGAAUGUACACUUCGAAACUCCACCUACAAUCCAAUGGUCACCAUACGGAUGUCAUUACUAUCCCGAUCCCAAAUUCUUCCCCAAACCAAAACUAAGCUCUCUACCCACCGAACCACUGAAAAAAGGUGAGCAAUAUUAUUUGGAUUUGGCUGGAAAUAUUAAAAAAGGGCCCAUUGGUGCUGGGUAUACCUGCUAUUGUGCACCAUUCUUUAAGCAUAUGGAGGAUAAGUUGAACGAAGACAAGAAAGAUUUGAAACGUCACAUAGAUCGAGCUCACGAGAGAUUAGACCAGAAAGUAACAGAUUUGGAAAUGAAGACUCAAGGACAAAUAUCAGAGCUGACGAGGUUUGUUGCAGCAGAACGGGCAUUAUGUAAAGAGAGGCACAAACAUUUGGAACAUUGGAUAACUCGUGGCAUGAUGUUCAGGGCAUCGGAAAGAAUAAGAAAAUUGGAUUACAGUCCGAAGGGUUCCUUGGAUAUAGCACCACUAAAACGGACCAGAAGUUUGGAGCUUCUAGAUACGCAUGCAGAAGAAUGGAGUAAAGUUCACAAAAUAAUAAAGAGCUUCAAUCAGAAUACAGAACAGUACGAGAGUAAUGCCAAAGAAUUGAAUGAAAAAAGCAAAAUAACGUCCAAAAGCACCGAGGUCUUAGAUAGUAGAAAAUCGCCAGAAAGUCCGAGACGUAGACUAUUGCUUAAAAACUCUAGAAGUAGUGACCAUUUAGAUGCUGGGCCUAGUAGAAGUUCUCGGUCUCCGCAUACUCCAAUAUCACAUACGAGUCCCACUCGAGAUAGUAGUCAUUUACAAAGCGUAACAGCUGAAAUUCAUGUAAAAGCUAAUAAAGUAUCAGUUUCUCAAUCACCUGUCUCUAUGGAAGUAGAAACUUAUAAUGAACGGUAUGUCUCACCUAGUCGACAAUCCAACGUAAGAUCUCCAAGUAGUAACCGACAAUCAGAUUAUAAAGCAAGCGAUUCCGAAGGAGAUAAUGUAACAAGAAUCUCGAAAGAGAAUUCUCAAAAUAUACCCGUAUGGAAAAGCCAAGUGCUUCAAAGAACUGCAGACGAUAUUCGGAAAAGAGUUAUGCUUGAAAAAGAAAUGUCCGAUGUCAUAGCAAGAGGUAAUACGAAAUCUUUAGAUAUAUCCCAGGAUGGAUAUGUCAGACUUCGUAAACAAGCUAAUUACCCUAGAGAGGAAAACGAGGCAGAAAGAGAGCCAAGAAAAUCCGUGCAAGAGCUAGUAGCACAAGUGGAGCAUCAACAAAGAUGCACGUCUCCUGAUCCAUUACAUAUAACUAGAAAACCCUUACCCACCGAAGCACAAGAACUUCCUAUAACACGAAUAAAUAAACAACCUUCACCUGGUAUACUAAAAAUGCCACAACAACCUCAAAGGCCCGCGCCAGUGUUAAAAGAAAAGCCACCGAAAAGCAAACGAUUCAGUUUGCAUAACCUAAUACCAUUUCCAACGAGAAAAACCUUCCAAACUCCACCAAAAGAUAACAACGGAAAUCAUUCUGAAAGCAGCGAUGAAGAAGACAAUCCUAUAAGGAGCACAAAUCAACCCGGACCAAUGAGAAAUGCUAACUUGUUGCAAACAUUACCGCUGCCUAACUUCGAGACAAUGUCUAACAAAUCUCAGUCGCCCGCACCUCAAGUACAGUCGAACCAAAACAAUCCUUAUGUUCAAGAUCUAAGGCCGAUGAUUCCAAAAGACGCUUAUUUUCACGAGAUACCUAAUAGACAAGUGCACCAUCAAAUGCCAUAUAAGGAUAUGAUCGAUACAGGUCUACCGCUACCUCAAUAUAAACCUUGUCAAGCUCAAUAUGAUUAUAACGAGUCAGGGUUGCCUCAGAACCAAAUACAAGCAAGAAACAGGAACCCCUUGUACCACCAUCAAACAGGAGUGUUCGAUGCUAUGAUGCAAGAUCAUAUAUUGAGAGAAAUGGAUCGAAUACCGCACUGUUACAGCGAACAUUUGGAUCAGAACACUGAGGUGGAGAUUGCUAAUCAAAACGAUCACUUUCGUGGCGGGUACUACGAUAACUGUUCAUCAAUGUACCCGAAUUUUAGAGGAAACCCACAUGUCAUGAACAGGAAACCAACUCCUGAUCACAAUUUGCUGCACAGUCGGCUUCAGUCGUUAGCCAUCAAUACUCAUUUAACAGAAACUCAAAGCCAGACAGAUAGGGAAUCGCAUAACGACUCAGGCUAUAGUACGAAGGUGUAUGGAAGUUCUCAGGGACCAUCGCCAAGUCUUUCUGGACACGUCGAGUGUUCUGAUAACCUUUCUGGACAAAGAGUGAACGUUGUACCCAAUGGUAAAGUAGGAGGACAGUUUGGUGCAUCCAGUUUAGUGUAGUAUUUGAUUGAGAACUUUAAAUUGAAGAACCAAAUCAGCAUGAGAAAUAAUGCGUAAUCAUCAAUGAUACUGAAAUGAAAAUAUGUGCAUAACUUAAAUUUUUAUGAUUUAUAAUAUUGUUACAUACAGUUCCGAUCUUUAGUGUCUUGUCACAGAGACAUUUGACAACUCCAAUAAUUUCAUGU